Molecule: messenger RNA, 1674 nt
Organism: Suillus subalutaceus
Lineage: Eukaryota; Fungi; Basidiomycota; Agaricomycetes; Boletales; Suillaceae
Exons: 8
Coding region: 1-1674 (557 amino acids)
Molecular function (GO): monooxygenase activity
Source: RefSeq, a predicted model, not a curated record
AUGCUCAAAUCCUUGUCGUCGGUGGAGGUCCCUCUGGUAGUUAUACUGCCUCGGCCCUUGCCAGGGAAGGGCUCGACGUCGUGUUAUUGGAGGCUGCCCAGUUUCCCUCGGUAUCACAUCGGGGAGAGCUUAAUUCCUUCAGUCCGCCACUACCUGAGGUUCAUUGAUGCGGAGAAAAAAUUGGUCGAGAUGGGAUUCAAGCACAAGCCCGGAGCUGCAAUAAAGUUCAAUCAAUUCAAACAGGAAGGAUACACCGACUUCGUUGCGCUUGGGCAUAAUAACAGUUCAUGGAACGUAGUACGCUCGGUAUUCGACAAGAUGCUGCUAGACCAUGCGACAUCUUGCGGAGUAAAGGUGUUUGAACAAACGAGUGUGAAAUCCUUCGGCUUCUCCGCAACCGAGUCUUCCAGGCCUGUGACCGCCGAAUGGCUGCGUGCCGCAGAUGGAGAAACUGGAGUAAUUUCAUUCGACUAUCUUGUUGAUGCAUCCGGACGCUCAGGACUGAUGUCAACCAAAUACUUGCGCAAUCGUCAUUUUAACGCAUCAUUGAAGAACAUCGCACUUUGGGGUUACUGGACGGGAGUUGGUACAUAUGGCAUGAAUACCCCAAGAGAGGGUGCCCCUUGGUUCGAGACAUUGAAAGACGAAUCCGGCUGGGCUUGGUUUAUUCCUCUACACGAUGGAACAACUUCCAUCGGCGUCGUUAUGAAUCAAGACAUGUAUAACGAGAGGGUCCGUGCCUUGAAAGGCAGUUCUCUGGAAGAUCGAUAUCAGAUUUCCACAACUCUUGCCCCAGAACUAAUCAAGCUCAUUGGAACCGGAAAGAUGGUACAAAAAGAGGCUCAUGGGGGACAACCUGGGCAGCUUGACCCAUUGAUACGAUCAGCGUCUGACUUCAGCUACUCCGCUUCGAGCUAUGGGGGACCUGGCUUUCGUUUGGUCGGGGACGCUGGUGGUACGAACUUGAACAUCUCCCUUGUCUAUAUGAUGGAACUGAUUCCCGAACCUUCAGCCUUCAUAGAUCCAUUCUUCUCCUCCGGAAUACACCUCGCAAUGACCUCUGGGCUAUCUGCAGCAGUAUCUAUAUGUGCCGCAGUCCGAGGAGAUUGUUCAGAAGUCGAAGCAGUUGCAUGGCACACGAAGAGGUUUUCGUUGAGUUACACGAGAUUCCAGAUAGUGGUGAUGAGCGCAUAUCAACAGAUACGAUCGACGGAUCUUGAUAUCCUGAAUGACGUUGAUGAGGACAAUUAUGAUCGGGCAUUCGCUGCCAUCCGACCAGGUAUUGCUAUCGUUGUGCAUCGGAGAUGGGGGACCCGGUUGAGUGGGAAAGAGCUUCAGAGUGCGCUGGAGUUCUGCGGCAAGUGCUUUAACCCCACGUCACCUGAGCACCUUGCACCCGCUUCGAAAGAAGUUCUUCCAAAGGAUAUGUUCGAUGUUACAGCCCCACUCAUGGAUCCGCACGCUAUUCGAAGCAUUAUCUCGAAGACAUUCAAGAAUCCAAAGGGUGACCAGGACAUCUCUGAACGUGAGGAAGACCUGAAACUCGCUCUGGACCAAAUCAAUGGCCGAAGAGUCGUACAUCAAGAGUAUUCUAUCAAUAAUCUCGAGGCUGAGGAUGUGAAUGGAUUUGUGGUAAAGUUGCGAAAAGGACAUCUUGGAUUGAUGCGCGCGUAG